UCUUAGCUCUUCUCUUUCUCUAAGAGCCGAAAAACUCAAACCCCUUUUCUCUUUUUCAUAUUUGUUCAGUGAAUUUCCGGUGAAAAAUCCAAUUUGAUUCAUGUAUUUAUUCUAAAAAGGAGUGAAAACAGCAAAAAUUAGCCAAGUUUUCUUGAAAAAGGUUUGAUUUUGAUACUUUUAUGUAGAAAAUAGAAAAGGGGUUUAAUGGGUGAAGCUACAAUGGAUAGAAUGGAGGAAAAUUUGGGUCCACAGUUAAUUGUGUCGGAUCCGUGCAUGGGUACAUCGUCGUCGUUGUAUCAUCGGAAGAUUGAGUUUCAUUUGGCGAGGAAGCCGUUUAAUGGGUUUAUCAGUGGGAAAAAUAAUAGUGGGUUUCAGCUAGAAACACUAAACCCGAAUUCUGAGACCCGGAAAGAAAAUGGGUCACUUGUCGGCGCCGGAAAAAAGGGUGGCGGUGAUGCGGUGAUGGAAAGUAAUGGGAUGGAUCCGGAAGUGAGCUUUGGAAUUGCUUUCAGAAAGAUUAUGAGAAUUGGAGCCGGCUUGCAAAAUCUUGGGAAUACCUGCUUCCUCAAUUCAGUAUUACAGUGUCUUACAUACACUGAGCCAUUAGCAGCAUACUUGGAAAGUGGGAAACAUCAAAAUUCCUGUCGUAUGGCUGGUUUUUGUGCUUUAUGCGCCAUCCAAAAACACGUGAGUCGUGCUUUGCAGGCAACUGGGAAAAUACUGGCGCCCAAGGAUCUUGUGUCAAACUUGCGAUGCAUAUCACGGAAUUUUCGAAAUGCUAGACAGGAGGAUGCACAUGAAUACAUGGUGAAUCUACUUGAGUCAAUGCAUAAAUGUUGCUUACCUUCAGGAGUGCCUAGUGAAUCCCCCAGUGCUUAUGAGAAAAGUUUGGUUCAUAAGAUAUUUGGUGGGCGUCUUCGCAGUCAGGUGCAGUGCAUGCAGUGUAAAUUUUGCUCUGACAAGUUUGAUCCAUUUCUGGAUUUAAGUCUAGAAAUUUUAAGGGCAGAUUCACUCCACAAAGCACUUGACCAUUUCACUGCCAGAGAGCUAUUAGAUGGUGGUCAGAGGCAGUAUCAAUGUCAGCAGUGCAAACAGAAAGUGAAGGCUACUAAACGGCUAACGAUUGACCAGGCACCUCAUGUCCUAACCAUCCACUUGAAGCGAUUUGGUUCACAUGUCCCGGGGCAAAAGAUCGAUAAAAAGAUUCACUAUGGGCCUACUUUAGACUUAAAACAUUUUGUCUCCGAUACCUAUGGUGGUGAAUUGAAGUACACACUCUAUGGUGUGCUGGUUCAUGCAGGUUGGAGCACCCAUUCUGGUCAUUAUUAUUGCUUUGUUCGUACUUCAAGUGGAAAUUGGUACUCCCUUGAUGACAAUCAGGUGGUUCAAGUAAGUGAGAGAAAGGUGUUGGAACAGAAGGCAUACAUGUUGUUCUAUGUUCGGGAUAAGAAAUCUCCUGUGCCUAAGAAGCUGGUAGAUGUUGCCCGCAAUGAUAAUGUGAUCACUAAUGGCAUAGGAAAUAAAAUAUAUUCUAAUCACAGCCAGAGAUUUAAGGAUACUGCUCAAAAUGGAUUUCAUGUGAAGAAUGAGGAUUCCUUAUCUGGUACAAAAGAUCAAAGGGAGACGUUAAGUGCCGAAGUUUCAAAGGGAACUUCAACAAAGGUUCUGGCACCCUCAAAGGUUAAUGGUGCAGUAGUUAGUGGGUUCUCUUCUCACGGAGGGGCUAUACAGCUAGAAAAUUUGUCGAAAGUACAAGAAACAGGUGACAGAGUAAAGGACCCUUCUGUUGUAGACGCAAGGGAUGGACCAUCCUUCCUUAAAGCUAAGCCUGCUGUACCAGUCUCCAAUGGAAUUCAUAGACUUUAUAACAAGGGUGAAACAAGAUGCGGGGACUCUACCCCACUACCUAAUGGCAAUGUAACCAUCAAAGAGUUGACUUGCUCUGCUGCAAUACCAUUUCACUGUAGCAGCGUAAGUAAUGACAAAGAUCCAAGUGCUCCUGACAAACUGUUGAACAAAGACAAACAAGAGGAAUGCAAGGCAAACACCAACUCUCGAGUGGUAAAAGACAUCUCCUAUGGCAGUUUAGGUGGUUCAGAUGUUGAAGUUAAUAAUGAUGUUGGACAGAGAAAAGCAGGUGCUGAAUCGGCCGGAGUAGUGAGCCAACCAACUAUGACUAGCUCAACAGAAAAGGUAGCUACUGUCAAGGCAUGCUUGAAGACCAAAAAGAAGUCUUUCAAGAGUCGUGUCUCCAAGAUGCAUCUCAGUUUUAUGAUCUUAGAUCCAGCCUUGGGACUGAAAAGGAAGAAAAAACUCAAACGAAUGAAACAUAAAAUUGGAAAGAGGAAGCGUAGCAAUCCAAGUUCCGUGGAUGAGAGUAAUUCUGAUCUUGGGCCAUCUACAUCCAAAUUGUCCCAUACUUUGAUAUCUUCUUCAACGCAUUCUCAAAGAAAGAAGUCAAAAUUUGGUUCCACUGAGAAAGUUUCCAGUUUAGAUACGAAAACUGCUGGACGCAAUGGGGAUCUCCUGAGGAAUACAAUUGAUGAUGCGAGAGUUGUGAACAACGGCACUGUAUUAGCAAAUGACAAACAACCACAAAAAAGUUCUAGCUUGGCAUCAGUAGGAAAUCAAGGUGUUGACAAUAGACAGUCUACCGAUUCUAAAGAGACUAAAGUAGUUGCAACACAGAAAGGUCUGUUGAAUAUGCUUACCAGAGGUUUGGAGUCAAGCGUUGCUCGUUGGGAUGGUGUGGAAGUUUGUUUCUUGAAUGGCGUAGAAGCACAGAAUGGAAAUUGUGGCUCCAUUGGGUACAUCGGGGAUGAGUGGGAUGAGGAAUAUGACGCAGGUAAGAGAAGGAAGAUUAGGAGCUCCAAAAUUGAAUUUGGUGGACCAAACCUUUUCCAAGAAAUUGCAAGCAAAAAGACCAAGGUAAAGAAAGCGAGGCUUGAGCGCUCUAGCUCUGCAAACCAGCCAUUCAGGAUAUUAUAAUGAACCUGCACGAACAUAUUUUGACUUAACCUAUCAAGAAGCACAACCCGACGAAUUCCACAUGCACCGAGAUGGCAACGGUUUGCAUUCCCAGCUUGGUCCAGAUUUGGCUUUGGCUGUAAGCCUACCAUUGAAGGCUUGAUCAAGUAAUGUGUAUCUUUUUUGUAGCCAGUGAUUUACCUCAGUUUUGGUUUUGUGAGGUCUUGAGAAAGAUGUAAUGUUUGUGGACAUUGGAUCAUAUGACUCAUCAAAUGAAUAACAUGUGUUUGAAAAUGUUUGUUUCA
Messenger RNA from Solanum dulcamara, 3272 nucleotides. RefSeq names its product ubiquitin carboxyl-terminal hydrolase 23. NCBI's taxonomy places the organism in Eukaryota, Viridiplantae, Streptophyta, Magnoliopsida, Solanales, Solanaceae. The record is from RefSeq and is a predicted model, not a curated record. Bases 205 to 2988 code for a protein of 927 amino acids. Gene Ontology annotation, molecular function: cysteine-type deubiquitinase activity; cysteine-type endopeptidase activity. The transcript is spliced from 10 exons. Gene Ontology annotation, biological process: protein deubiquitination. Gene Ontology annotation, cellular component: nucleus; cytosol.